GAAAAACAACUAACUAUCAAAAACUAUACCAACAAAUCAAAAAAGAAUUACAAGAUGAAGAAGAUAAUUUAAUAGAACUAGAAGCAAAUCUAAAAAUGGAAUGUAACAACAACCAUACUAUAUCAAAACGACUAAACAAAGUAAGCAAGGAAAUAGUACAAAACGUUGUACGAUUAGAAGAAAAUAGAAUAGAAUUAUUUGAAGGACUAAUUGACGACUAUGACAAAAAAGAAAUGAAUAUUGAAGAACAAUGGAUAAGACUAACGACUAAACUACUCAGAGAAAAAAUGGACAAUAGCACACAAAUGAAAGAAUCUAUUAUCACACCACAAGAACAAACAAGAAAACAAAAACGUAACACUGACAUAAAAAGGAUAAUAUUAGCAAUGGAAUUAAAAGAACCAAUAAAUGACUUAUGGGAAACACUAGCUCAAAAUAUCGAACAUAUGAAUAAGUUAACACAACAAUUAAAAACAAAAGAAAUAUUCGACUUUAAUUUCAAUAUUGAACUACCUCAGUUUCCAAACUUAAGAACACUAGGAGAAAUUGGACAUAUAGGAGAACUAACACGAAAAAUAAUCAUACAACAUAAACAUGCACAAUUAUCUAUAUCACGAGGACAAUUUAUACUACAACUAAUAAACUUUAUAACAAGAAUAGGAAACAAAAUAACUGACGAAACCAUACAACAACUGACAGAUAAUAUAGGAGAAUUAGAAGAAACAAUACAACAAUGGAAACAACAAGAACUAAUAAUAGAAAAAUUAGCGGAAAUAAUAAAUGAACGAAUAUACCGACAAGUACAGACACGAACCAUAGACGAAGAAGACAUAGAAGACUUUUUGGAACAAUAUAAACCAACACCAAGACCAUCACAAGAACCAUAUAAACCAAUAAAAUUACCACCACCAAUUGUUAAACCGAUAUCUACCGGAAUAACACCAGCAAAUGUAACACAAAUGAUGAAUGAUCUUUUCAAUAAUAUGAACAUAACCAGUAAUAUACUUAAUAAUGCAAUUGAAAACGAAGGAAUAACUCGAAAAUUAUUACUCGAAAUAGUCAACGAGGUAAUCAACAAAACUGAAAAAGCACUUGGAAAAGAAGACACACCUGACAUAAUUGAAAUAACGGAUGAUACGUUUGACAUAAUCACACGAAAUCUGGACGAACUAGUUAAGGCAACUGAAGAUAACCAAAAAGAAAUAAUGGAAGAAAUUAAACCAAUGAUUAAUGGAAUAUUAUACACACUCUCAAAAAUUAACGGAAAACCAAUAGAAAUAACACCAGACAACACUGUAAAAAAUGAUAUCAUAAAGAUAGAAACAUUAGUACAAAAACACCAAAAGAAUUGUUUAGAAAAAGAUAAGAUAAUCAACGACAUAACCGAUAAAAUAUUCAAAGAAAACGAAAGGCUCACCAACACACAAUACCCAUAUCAAGAAAUACUUAUGAAAAAUAGAGAACCUGAAAAAGGAAAAAUCAAAGAAGAAUGGACAAAAUUGGAAAAUAAUAUAGCUAAAAUAGAACAACGAAUGAUAAAAACAACAGAAACAACAGCACAAUUUAUUACCACGACAUACAGAAAAAUUAAUACGCUACUCAACAAAUCAAUAGACAAUAACGAACUAGCAGAACUAUUACAAGGACCAAUAACGAUAAUAAAACAAAAACUAAUCAAAUAUAAUAGUGGAAUACAAACAAUACAAAAAAACACAACAACUGUGAUAAAUGAAAUAUAUCAAUUAGACAAAAAAGAAGACAUACCAUCAAAAAUAAAUGGAAAUCAAGAACAUUCGAUAAAUGAACUAGGACAAAUACUAUUAACAGACUGGAAACAACAUAAGAAAACAUUUUUAGACCACCUAUUAUUUACUUACAAACUAAGUCGAGAAUUUACACAAACAAUAGAAAAGUAUGGAAUACCAACUAUUACUGAACAACAUAGCAGACAAGAAAAACCAAAAUUAACUGACAAUACCUAUACUAAAUGGGAACAAGUAAAAAAUCAUUUACAAGAACAACAAAAACUUAUAAAUAAACACGAAAGAACAAUACAAACACUACGAACUCAAGGAAUGAACGAUAUAAUCCUAGAUAUCACAAUAGAAAAUUACGACGGAACAGAACUAGAAAAUACAUUAGACGGACAACCAAUAAGAAAAUCUAAGAAAAACAUAGCAAUAUUACAACCAUCUGACACAGAAGACGUAUAUAAAGAUCAACACGGAAACCUUUACAUAGCACACAUUGUAAACGGAUUUCCAGUAUAUGACGAGAAUAAAAAUCCAUUAUAUGUAGACCAAGAAAAUAACGUACUAGACAACGACAAUCAAGGAAACCCUAUAAUACAAAUACCGUUACUAGAAAUACCUAUAAAUAUCUUACCAAACCCUGAACCAGAACAAGAAACACCACCAACACAAGAUAUACCAGUACAAACAGAAACACCAGAACAAGAAGACAAACCAAAAAUGGGAGACAAUUGCUUUCAACAACAGAAUAUCUUAUAUAACUAUCAAAAAGACGUCGAAAACUAUAACAUUAUAAGAUUGAAAGGAAUUAAUAUACCCUGGUUCGAUGGACAAACAAAACACCUAGAACGAUUCAUUACCGAAUUGAAUGAACUAACACGUGUAGAUCCUGGAUUACCCAGAGGAAAUGAACCAGAUCAAAAAGGAAUAACUGAUCAAGGGGGAAAAGUCCCAGUAGGAAAUGCGAGAUCAGGAAAUGCAAUAAGAGAUGGAAAAGUAGUACUAGAACCAGUACUAAACUGGAAUACCAGCACUCAGCAAACUUCACUGGCGCAGCAAGCGCUUGGUGGGAAAGCUUAUGCAGCAGUAGUAGACAUAAACUCUACCGCAGCAAAAGGACUAAUACAAGCAUUGAGAGAUAGAUACCAGACCAAAGCAUAUUUACAUACACUACAAUUGGUCUAUACACAUGGAUUAUAUUUUGAUCCGAAACGACAUAGAAUAAUGCAGGAAUACAAUAAUUACUAUGACAUACAACACAUCAAAGAUGCUGUAAAUAUGUGGAUAUACACUAAUGAAUCACAAUCAGCACCUAACAGUUACACACCCACAAUAAAACAAAUACAAGAUUAUGCUGCAGGAUUAUACGAUCAAGAAGAUGGAAGACAAAUCAUAUACGGAGACAGGAUAAGAACACCAACAACUACUUAUUUCCAAGGGAAAUCAUAUGGAAAACAAAUAGUAGGAAAAUGGACACACCCUAAGGAAGAAACGGAAGAAGAACACCACAAAGAAAAUAUCAACAACGAUGAUUCAGCAAAAGUAGAAGCAGGACACCCGACGGACGAUUCCGACCAAGAAAAAAUAGCAGAACCAGAUAUAUACCAAGUUAUCCACGAAAUGUACAAUUUGCAAUACCAAAAUCACAAUAUCGACCAAAAUUCCAACCAAGAUCACGAGGCAAUAGCCCAUGAAGAAAUCAAACAUCAAGAAAUAACACCUAUAGGAGAUCAAGUACACCUGAAAGAACCACUAAAAAACAAUUCCUACCUUUUGACGAAUACCGAAUCAGAAUACUUUACAGAAGACGAAAUAGAAUUUGAAGAAAAAAACGAAUCAGAGAAAGAUGAAAUAUAUUUACACGAUCAAUCAAAAAAUACUGAUGAUCAUGAUAUUAUUGACUAUUAUUUCAAUGAUUAUCAAGAUACAACAAGACAACUUGAAAAUAUUUAUCUAAAUGAAUCAGAUGACGAAUAUUUCUAUUGA
This is a messenger RNA of Ambispora gerdemannii, 3737 nucleotides long. Lineage: Eukaryota; Fungi; Glomeromycota; Glomeromycetes; Archaeosporales; Ambisporaceae. The record is from the annotation of a GenBank genome assembly.